AUGGAAAGAAAACCAAGCUUUUUCCCUGAAUUCAAAGGAUUCGUGUCUGGAGUUGUCGGGGCUUGGUGUGGGGUCAUUGUUGGGCAGCCUUUUGACAUCGUAAAAGUCAGGCUGCAAAAUAGUGGCGGAUCUGCAUGAGUUACGUUAAAAACCCUGCUCCAAAAUGAAGGGUUUUUUGCCUUGUGGAAAGGCUCAUUGCCACCACUGAUAGGCUUAGGAUUAGGAAAUUCGAUAUCGUUUGGCAUCAAUGAGAAUGCUAAAAGAAUUAUAAGUUCUCAUAAUAAGCCUGGAGAAAUAUUAAGUUUGAAUCAGCAUGCCACUUGUGGAAUUAUUGCUGGAUUUUCUAGAGCUUUUAUUACAUGUCCUGUUGAGAAUGUAAGGAUUAGGAUACAGAUUCAGGGGAGAAUUGAUCCUAGAGGAGAUCCAAUUUAUAAAGGAUCGGUGGACUGCUUUUUGACGAUUUUGAAAAACCAUGGAAUUGUGGGGCUUUAUAAAGGAUUUUAUAUGACGAUGAUGAGAGAACUAAUAGGCAUGACAAUGCUUUUUAUACUAUUUUAAGGGGUUUUAUAGAAAUGUAGAAUUUAUAUAUGUAUAGAAAUUGGGGAUUUUUUAAUUAAAUAUUUGGGAAUACAAUUUUUCAGUGGUCUGGGAGGAAUAUCUUUGGUACUACAAAUGUAACUACUAAAGAGCUAAGUGUAUGGAAAAUUAUGGUCUGUGGAGGUGUAGCUGGCUAUGCCUAUUGGAUUGGUUUUCCAUUUGACGUCCUCAAAUCAAAAAUUCAGUCAGACUCUUAUGCAAAUCCAAAAUAUAAAAAUCUUAGAGAAUGCGUCAGGCUUACUUAUAAAGAAUUUGGUAUGGCUGGGUAUUUUAAAGGCUUUGUACCCUGCAUUUUAAGGGCUUUUCCUGUCAAUGCAGCAGUUUUGACAGGAUUCGAAGUGACGAUGUCACUAUUCGGGAGAACUUAUAAGUAA
Blepharisma stoltei is the source of this 971-nucleotide messenger RNA. NCBI's taxonomy places the organism in Eukaryota, Ciliophora, Heterotrichea, Heterotrichida, Blepharismidae. The record is from the annotation of a GenBank genome assembly.